This is a messenger RNA of Zingiber officinale, 1694 nucleotides long. RefSeq names its product endoplasmic reticulum-Golgi intermediate compartment protein 3-like. The transcript has 13 exons. Bases 231 to 1391 code for a protein of 386 amino acids. NCBI's taxonomy places the organism in Eukaryota, Viridiplantae, Streptophyta, Magnoliopsida, Zingiberales, Zingiberaceae. Gene Ontology annotation, cellular component: endoplasmic reticulum; COPII-coated ER to Golgi transport vesicle. The record is from RefSeq and is a predicted model, not a curated record.
GGAAAGCGUUUAAUAGUGACGAGGAGAAGAGGAAGGGAAGAAACAAAGAAACCCUCCGCAGUUGUUUUUUUUUUUUUUGUUUAUAUCUAUCUAUUCGAGAAAGAUCGAGCUGCCGAAUCCAAAUUUCAAUCUCAUAGAUCCCAUCUUUUUCCAAGCCUUUCUUCGGCUUGAUUCCUGUUGAUUUCGCGAUCUGUGUACGCUCAUAGUUAUUCCUCUUGGCGGUCAAUUCGAUGGAGGCCCUCUUUCUCAAGUUCCGGAAUCUGGACGCUUACCCGAAGAUCAACGAAGACUUCUACAGAAGAACCCUCUCCGGCGGCAUAAUCACCAUUGCCUCCUCCAUCAUCAUGUUCCUUCUAUUCAUCUCCGAACUGCGGAUAUAUCUUCAUGCUGUUACAGAAACAAAGCUUGUAGUUGAUACUUUAACAGGAGAAAAGCUACGGAUCAAUUUUGAUAUCACAUUCCCUGCCCUUUCAUGUUCUACGGUCAGUCUCGAUGCAAUGGAUAUCAGUGGAGAAGAGCAUCUUGAUGUCAGACACGACGUCAUCAAAAAGAGGUUAGACUCUCAUGGGAAUGCUAUCGAAUCUAGACAAGAUGGAAUUGGUUCACCUAAGAUUGAAAAGCCUUUACAAAGACAUGGUGGACGGCUUGAACAUAAUGAGACAUAUUGCGGUUCUUGCUUUGGUGCAGAAGCGUCUGAGGAAGAAUGCUGCAAUUCUUGUGACGAAGUUCGUGAAGCUUACAGAAAGAAAGGUUGGGGCCUGUCAAAUCCUGAUCUGAUUGACCAGUGCAAGAGAGAAGGAUUUCUUCAAAAGAUCAAGGAUGAAGAAGGCGAAGGGUGCAACAUCUAUGGUUUCCUAGAAGUCAACAAGGUGGGUGGGAAUUUUCAUUUUGCCCCUGGUAAAAGCUUCCAACAAUCAAAUAUGCAUGUGCAUGACCUGUUGCCAUUCCAAAAAGAAAGUUUCAAUAUAAGCCAUAAAAUUAACAAACUAGCAUUUGGAGAGUAUUUUCCUGGUGUAGUCAAUCCUCUUGAUGGAGUGCAGUGGGUGCAACAAACACCAUAUGGAAUGUACCAAUACUUCAUCAAGGUGGUUCCUACUGUAUACACUGACAUAAAUGGACACACUAUCCAGACCAAUCAGUUUUCAGUGACAGAGCAUUUCAGGAAUGACGAUAUUGGUCGGCUACAUUCUGUUCCAGGGGUGUUUUUCUUUUAUGACCUUUCUCCAAUUAAGGUUACUUUCACAGAGGCACAUGUAUCUUUCUUGCACCUCUUGACUAAUGUCUGUGCGAUUGUUGGAGGUAUAUUUACUGUUUCAGGAAUACUAGAUGCAUUCGUCUAUCACGGCCAAAGAGCAAUCAAGAAGAAAAUGGAAAUUGGAAAAUUCAACUGAUUGACUGUGUAUCAAACCUCCUAUGCAACGAUCAAAAAGCCUUCUCUGACCUUUGCAGACAUUCAAAGCCAAAUCGCUAAUAUCACCAUUCUGUUCUUUUGUCACCAAGUUUCUAAAUAGGGUCAGAACGGUAUUCUUUACAAUCUCUUUGCAGCCGAAGAGGUUCAUUGUGUUAUGCAAUUUUGCACUGUGCUAAAUGAUUGUCAAUGUCAUAUUCAUGUCACCUUAAGCGCAAAUGUGAGUUCUGGUGCUAGAACAUUUGUUCAUUCUCGAAAAAGAUUUUCAAAAAAGAUUUUCCAGAUA